AUGGCUCUGACUGCCUUGAUUGGCUUGUAUGCCUGGUAUCAGGACAUGAACAUCACAUAUAUUUGCUUGUGGGGUGCGGCCAGCCUAUUCCAGGGUGUCAUGACUUGCAUCUCGAGCUUGCUCCCCGCGAUCACAGGAGUUCUGACGUUUGACAUUUUCAAUUUGAUUCUGCUGAUCAGUGUCCCUGUGGUGUACUUUCUGGCAGCGGCAUUUGCCUGGCAUUUGUACAACGACUACGCAGAGGAUCACGGGAAAAAGGCCUACGCGUUUGACCCAUUCGGAAAGUACGCUGCGAAGUACGACCCUCUCGAGAAAGUCCCAAUUUCGGACAGCAUGCUGGACUGGGCCUUGGGGAGGGCAGAUUUGGAUCGUUGCUGGAAUGAUGGUGUCUAUUGUUUUUUUUUGGUGGGAGAGGGCGGGCGCGUUACAAAAGGGGUUAUGGGUUUUAGAGGGAGACCCACAACAGGGAAUACCGAGAGGCUGGCGAUUGAUUUGGAGUUCUAG
Molecule: messenger RNA, 504 nt
Organism: Symbiodinium pilosum
Lineage: Eukaryota; Dinophyceae; Suessiales; Symbiodiniaceae
Source: the annotation of a GenBank genome assembly